This is a messenger RNA of Xyrichtys novacula (pearly razorfish), 999 nucleotides long. The record is from the annotation of a GenBank genome assembly. NCBI's taxonomy places the organism in Eukaryota, Metazoa, Chordata, Actinopteri, Labriformes, Labridae.
AUGGAGACAGCCGGCAGCAGCUUCCAGCAACAAAGCGCUCAUAAAUGUAAGUUAUUUAACUUUAUAUUGUGGCACGUAACCGAGCAGAUAAUAGUUGUAUUGACGUUUGAGUUUAUGCGCUGCUUGACGACCAGUCAGCCUGCCAAUUGCUUAGCACGUUAGCUUAUGCCGUAGCCACAACUAAACUGUAAUGUGGACCCAUGAUUUCGUAUUAUAAAUACUGCUGUGUUUUCCUUCAGGGACAGAUGAGAACACCAAGCGGCUGAUCCGGUGGCGGGGGCGGAACGAGGCCGUGUUCACGGGCAGAAGGAACGCCGCCCUAAAGGGUUUUGAGUGAGAAAUUUGUGUUCAUGCAACGUUGCACCGUGGAUUUAUUUUGUUGCUAUGGGUUGAUUACAAGAUGGAGAAAAAGCUACUGCCUAAUGCAGACAUAAUAUGAAUAUGGAGAACUUGAGGACACAUUAUGGUAACUCUGUACGUAAAUGGUAAAUAUGAACAUUGUUCUGACAGUGGCUUGUAGGCACUUGCCACGUUCAUAUGCUCUUUUGAUUGCCCCUUGUUUGUCAUCCUUGUUUAGGGCUUUCGUCAAGGAGAAUGAGCUGGAGGGCCAGGUGGACCCAAGUUUUCCCCCCAAAAAAUGGGAAAACUUGAAAUAUAAGGUAGGUGGAGGUAUGACAAACACUUCAGUAUUUAGGUUUCACACCAAUACAGUGAAUGCAAAUGUUUUUAAGUUUUACUAUAUAAUCUGGCUAUGUCAGAGUUCAAACAGUCAGUGUGAAAGGGACCCAUGUUAUCAGAUUAUCUUUGUGUGUGUGUCAUUGCCAGGUUCUCAAGGCACCACCAACGGGGGUCAGCACAGAGGGAGGAGAGGCCACUGCUUGCCACGUUCAUAUGACACCAGCAGCAGUGGCCUCUCCUCCAAAUCCAACUUCUGAGUCUCCUCCUGUGAGAGGGAGGAGAACAAGUGAUUCAAGGAGCAGAGAGUGGUUCGAGGAAUGA